Messenger RNA from Chelonia mydas (Green sea turtle), 4793 nucleotides. It is a transcript of the gene NR1H3, whose product is annotated as nuclear receptor subfamily 1 group H member 3. Gene Ontology annotation, biological process: cell differentiation; negative regulation of inflammatory response; lipid metabolic process. Gene Ontology annotation, molecular function: nuclear receptor activity; RNA polymerase II cis-regulatory region sequence-specific DNA binding; zinc ion binding. The record is from RefSeq and is a predicted model, not a curated record. The transcript is spliced from 9 exons. Lineage: Eukaryota; Metazoa; Chordata; Testudines; Cheloniidae. Bases 1637 to 2875 code for a protein of 412 amino acids.
GACUCUGAGGCUGCUGCUCACAUUACAUCACUGCAACUUCAGCGGCAGCUCCAAGAAGUAAAUAUUAAAGGCUGGCUGUGCUCACCCGGUCGUCCCCUCUCCUGAGUCCUGGCAUUCUUGUGCCCCUGGGACACAACUGCGCUGCGCCGAACAGGUCACUCCCUCUCCUGUGGCCUGUGUUAUUCCCGUAGUGAGCAGGUCACGUCCAAUCCCGGGGUUGCUGGCGUCCCUGGGCCACGGAGGAGCUGCAGGACGGAGCUUUCGGGGUUCCUGGCCUACUGGAUGAGGGGAAGCUAUAGAUGUGAUAGAUCUUGAUUCUGGCAUCUCCAGUCAGUUUUUAAACAGCAGAGAGAACCUAACAGCCUUGAAGACUUCUGCAGCCUUACACACAGCAGUAACCAUGCUACAGAGAUGAAAUGAUAGUGAGUCUUGCCAGCGUACCCCAUGGGUCCCACACAGCUUGCUGCACAGGAUCAUGGGAAAAGAGUGGCAAGUGUAUUUGAAAUGGAGGAGGAAGGUUUUUCACUCUUCCAUGGCUCGGAGAUCCCCCCCGAGCAUGCAGGUAAGGCAGUCCUUGUGACAUCCACACACUGUGAAGGCGGUGUGCUCACUGAAUCACAUACAUAAUGCCUGCUUAGCAAAAUCCUAGGGUUUGAUCCAUUACAUGCAGGGCACUUGAUGGGAUAAGGAAAUAGAAGAAGAGUUGUCAGUUGGUGGGGGGAAGGAUGGGGUUCUCCAGGAUGUAAAUGGUGACAACAGAUGUGCUGUAAUGUACUGGCUUUGUGUGUAUAUGUGCAUGUGAUGUUGUCCUCUGUCUAGUGGCUGAGCCCACAGGGAAUAAAAAAGAUGGACUUCUGUCAGUCAUGGGAGAUCUUGGGAUUUAGGAGUGGAUGCAAGUGUUCUUGCAUGGGGAGGUAUAUGCAGGAGGUAGAAGAAGAGAACACUUCAGGAAUCCAAGGAUUAGUUGAAUUAGUGCCAUGUGGCCCCCACUUCCUCAAUAUUUGCCCUCUUGGCUGGUUCUCCAAGGCUUCCCUUCAUGGGUGUUGUCUGCUUUAGUCUGCGUUUUCUGUAACACCCUCAUUUCAGCCCCUCUUUUCCUGUGACUCUUGGGCUGCUGAGCCAUAUUUCAAUAUCCUCUCCAUGGGGUUUGAGUGCCAUUGAGGUAAUGCAGUGCUGAAGUCUUGCUCUGCAAACACCUUUAUAUAGCGUUGCCCAUUGUUGCCUCGGGGGGCGGGGGAGAGGGUGCUGAGUGGAAGUGAGAGCACCGGAGACAAAUUUUUAAAAAAUAGAUUUUCUGUGCAGUCUGGGAUUUGGCUUUAGAUUUGGACUUCUCCUCUUUGCAGCUCUUUCAUAUGCCACUGAAGGUCACUCCCACCUUGUCAGACUUACAGAGAGGUGAAAGUGAAAAAGGGUAUCUAGUUUGAACACAUCUAACUCUUGGGGCUGGAAGCAGCAGGGGCUGCCUCUCCCCAUUCCCAUCCCCCAAAAGUCUGAAAUUUGGGAUAAAAAUGGGAGCAGUGUUGUGCUCAGGUUUGGGCAGCAGUUGACAUUUCUAGUAGCUCUAGGUAAGAGAAGGAGUUCUCAUCCAGAUGGAUAGUGGGAGAGAUCUGGGCUGAAACUGACUCUAAUCCCCAGGAUGUACCUGUGCUGCCAUGGGUGGGAGUGGAUUUGCGCUAGGGCACUGGCUUUUCUAGGGAACUGGAUGUCUUGGCCUAUUCACAGCCUCCACUUAUCUUAUCCUUCCUCUUUUUCCAUCUCUGUAGAACAUCUACCCCUGAAGCGGAAGAAGGGUCCAGCCCCCAAGAUGCUGGGGAAUGAAGUGUGCAGUGUAUGUGGGGACAAGGCCUCAGGCUUCCACUACAAUGUGCUGAGUUGCGAGGGCUGUAAGGGCUUCUUCCGCCGCAGCGUCAUCAAGGGUGCCCAGUAUGUCUGCAAGAAUGGUGGCAAGUGUGAGAUGGACAUGUACAUGCGCCGCAAGUGCCAGGAGUGCCGGCUGCGCAAGUGCCAGGAGGCAGGCAUGCGGGAGCAGUGUGUUUUGUCUGAAGAGCAGAUCCGGCUGAAGAAGCUCAAGAAACAGGAGGAUGAUCAGGCUCGGACAGUGGUUGUGCGCCCGAACCCCCCAUCUCCGCCCAACACCCCCUAUAAACUGACACCUGAGCAGUUGGGCAUGAUAGAAAAGCUUGUGGCAGCUCAGCAGCAGUGUAACCAGCGCUCAUUCACAGACAGGCUCAAAGUGACGCCAUGGCCUCAAGCUCCAGACCCUCAUAACCGUGAGGCACGGCAGCAGCGUUUUGCUCAUUUCACUGAGCUUGCUAUCAUCUCUGUGCAAGAGAUUGUGGACUUUGCCAAACAGCUGCCUGGCUUCCUGGAGCUCACCAGGGAAGAUCAGAUUGCUCUGCUGAAGACAUCCACCAUAGAGGUGAUGCUGUUGGAGACAUCCCGGCGCUACAAUCCAGAGACUGAAAGCAUCACCUUUCUGAAGGACCUGAGCUAUAAUCGGGAUGACUUUGCCAAAGCAGGCCUGCAGUUGGAGUUCAUUAACCCUAUCUUUGAGUUUUCAAAGGGAAUGAAUGACCUACAGCUCAACGAUGCUGAAUAUGCACUUUUAAUUGCCAUCAACAUUUUCUCUGCAGACCGACCAAAUGUGCAGGAUCAGUCCCUGGUGGAGAGACUGCAGCACACCUAUGUAGAGGCCCUUCAUUCUUACAUUUGCAUCCACAGACCAAAUGACCAUCUGAUGUUCCCUCGGAUGUUAAUGAAACUGGUCAGUCUUCGGACUCUAAGCAGUGUCCACUCCGAACAAGUUUUUGCCCUUCGACUACAGGACAAGAAGCUCCCUCCUCUGCUCUCAGAAAUCUGGGAUGUGCAUGAGUGACUAUGUGCUCCCAGGGCAGCAACCUGCUGAAGUAACACCAUCUCCCAUCCCUUGCUAACAUGAAGCCAGCCUCCCCGCUCCAAAGCACUGAACUGUGGGCUGGGCUGGGCAGUGCAGCGUGAUGAGCCUGUGGUUUCUCUAAUGUGAUGAGACUGUGCAUAAGGCACCUGGGAGAGAUCAGAUGUUUUUGUAAUCUUUGAUUUAGUGCCUCCCAGAAAUGGGAUCACAUGUGAAACACCUGAAAAUGGUAGAGAUGAAUAUCCCACCCCAAAUGUUUCUUCAAUGUCUGUCUUUUUUCUAAGUACAUGUUCUGGGGUUUUGCCCCGCCUAUGCUUUCCCUUCUCAUUGAUUCUGAAAGUGAAUUUGCAGGAACAUGUUAAACGUUCACUGAGAGCAUCCUCGCCCAAAAGACUUCUCCAGGGUUCUUAGGCAGGGUCCCCUGUGUAUGUGGAAUUGAGGAACUCAGGGAAGUUUAUGUGGAUGUGCUGGGGGUUUCCCUGUAUUCCCUGUAUUCCAAGUCUCUAUGAUGUGCUGCCCUUCACAAAGAUUCCCAGAGAAGAGGCUGUUGGUGGCAUUCCCUCUUUUUGAAGCUUCAUUUCUAGAGCUGUCUUUUCAUUCUGGCGCUCCUUUGGCAAGUAGAUCCCUGGAAUGUGCAGUGCCAUUUACUAAAACUUAUUCUGUGGGCAUCUUCUAUGUACCAUAGAGAUACCGUGGAUCAUCUAGCUGUCUUUUUUUAAUAAGUUGCCUAUAACUAUAGUAUCUUUUGGUUUGCUAGCAUGUGAAAGCAAUGACUUUAAAAAACAUGGAAUAGAUUUUGUGUAGGAGAAGAGAAAGGAAUGGAAGCAUCGGUGUCUGGGCAGUAGAGGUGGUGGAAGUAUAUCAAGAACCACCAAAAUUUUAGUAGAUUUAGUUGGUUCCAGUGAGAGUCAGGAUUAUCAGAUGGGGACAGAGAAUGCACUGUAUUUAUAGCGUAUUAGCAGGUAUUGCCUAACCUAUAGGCUGCACAACUCUCUCAGAACCCUGUCUACAGGAAUAUUGAGCAUAACCAGCUCUGCCCAAGUGUUCUCCCUUAUGCGAAAGGUCUUUCCAAGUGUAUGGUCAUUUGUUAGUGAUUAGUGGGAUGUGGACGUAUCUCUGUAUGAUGAGUACGCUCCUGCCCUUGUAUAUGUAACAGGGUUAAAAAAAGAACUAGAUAAAUUCAUGGAGGAUAGAUCCAUUAGCCGGGUGGGCAGUGAUGAGGUCCCUAGCCUCUGUUUGCCAGAAGCUGGGAAUGGGUGACAAGGAAUAGAUCACUUGAUGAUUACAUUUCUGUUCAUUCCCUCUGGGGCACCUGUCGGAAGACAGGAUACUGGGCUAGAUGGGCCUUUAGUCUGACCCAGUAAGGCUGUUCUUAUGUACUUCUUAAACUCUCUCCUCUUCACCUUGUGCAUGGUAAGUGACCCCUUGGUCCAUAAGUAUUUUAGUAUUUAGAGCAAUAAUUUGACAAAACAGAAAAGUGUCAUUGCAAAAUGUGUUUCUCAUUCUGCAAAAAACAACAAACAGUAUUUGACCCAGAGAUGUAACCCCAAGUCCCCUGGUUUCAUGUAUUUUGUCUCUAACAGGGAUCUAUGUUUGCUUGCCCAGUGAGCAUCCCAAGAGGCUGGGUUCACAAGGCUCGUAGUUUUGGGCUGUGUAUGUGAGCACCAGGCCUGUGGCAAGGGCUUUUUGUCCAUUUUGCACUCAAGGUUGGUCCCCUGCCUCUAGCCUUCAUUCUGCACCUUUGUAAAGCACUUGUAACAAUCUGUAAAAUAAUCUGUUAUUUUUUAUAACUCGUUGCAAUUGCAAAAUUUCUUGUUUAAAUCUGUAUUUUUAACUAAUCUGUUUGAGAAAUGUUAAUGUUUAUACAAAAGAAUAAAGCCUAAUACAGGAUUUUUGACUA